AAACAAAUAAAACAAAUCCAGUGAAAUGGUUGGGCGAGUUUGGAAAGGGAGUCAAUAUUGGAGCCGAAGAGUUGGACCUAAAGAAUGAGUUGUUUGAAGUCAAUAAAUUCAAUCUAUUGGCCAGCGAUAGGAUUGCAUUCAACAGAUCCAUUCCAGACGUCAGAUUAG
Messenger RNA from Oppiella nova, 168 nucleotides. Lineage: Eukaryota; Metazoa; Arthropoda; Arachnida; Sarcoptiformes; Oppiidae. The record is from the annotation of a GenBank genome assembly.